This is a messenger RNA of Stylophora pistillata, 2440 nucleotides long. RefSeq lists its product as uncharacterized. NCBI's taxonomy places the organism in Eukaryota, Metazoa, Cnidaria, Anthozoa, Scleractinia, Pocilloporidae. The record is from RefSeq and is a predicted model, not a curated record.
UAAAGAUAAGAAAUUGCACAUGAUAAUAAUAUGGAUUGGGCAACGACUGCAUCAGAAUCUUCAGGGAGUAACCUCUCUUCGAGCAAUAGAUUGGAACAGCCGUCCUCCUUGUGUUUUGGAUUCACAGGCAACAGGUCAAAUGCCGAUGAAAUCUGGCAGGAAGUUGCCAAGCGAUAUAAGGAAAUAAUCGAAAAGGAUAUCAGAUUGCGAAAUUCCAGUCAAACUAUGGCAUCAUUCACAUUGCAAACAGAACAACAAACAAACUCGACAAUAAAUCCAUCAGCCCACUGUCCUAAAGCACCUGCUAAACCAGUGGAUUAUGAAGAAGAGUUUCAUCACUCUGUUCUCAUGAAACAAAACGAGAAAAAAGAUACCGGAACGUUUCCCAAAAUUGUCAAAGUAUUUAGCUUAAAACCCUCAUUACCUAUGCAAAUUUUCCGAGAUCAUGUGACCAUAGUCAUCUCACCAAGAGAGGCAACUGCCCAAACCCUUGUUGGAAAGUCAGGGGAGAAUGAGCCAUGCAAAAGAACUGAGAAGGAAAAAAAAGUUAAAGGAGGCGAAAUUCCCUCUAGUCAUGACAAGAAAAGUUUACCAGAUUUUCAAUGUACCGGCAUUAGCAGACGAAACAGCUCACGUGGUACUAGUUUCUUAAUGAAUCAGCAUAUUUGUGGUACAGAAGACAUUGAUACGAUGCAACUCGGAGAGAAGGAAGUCCAAAGUGCUUGCUUGUCAGGAAGAACCUUCGCGGAAGAGUGGUUCCAAAUACCGCAUGACUUUACGUCUGAACAAAAGCUUUUUUCGAAGAGUAAAGGAGUUUAUGAGCCGGAAGUAAUGGUCAAUGGGAGAAAACAAAAUGUCUCGGAGCGAGAACUUAGUGAUGUUGAAGCUCACAAGAAAAAGAAAAGGAGGAAACGCAAGGCCAUUUUUCAGCAGACAAAAACGACGAGGAGCAAAAAAAGGUGCUUCGUUGAUGAUAUAAAAAAUCUCGAUCAAACUUUGAUUCGUGAAGAACUCAUAAGCGAUACUGUGAACCAAACAUAUUCUCAUUUUCAAUACUAUGGCUCAUUCAGGGAUAAAGAGACGAAAAUGAACGAGACCACUAUUGAAACAAAAGAAAGGAGUAAUGCUUCUGAGAAAGAUACUCAGGAAUCCUUUCAGGACUUUCAUGAUUAUUCUCUGGCAGUUUGUAACGAAGAAACCGUCCCGGGGGAGACGGAGGUGAUUUCCAAGGAGUCGGCAGGAAGUAACAAGGGCAGUGGUUCUUUCCCGUUAGCUACGAUUUCUUCCUUUCCUGGUACUGACAUUCAUCAAAACAAAAUUCUUCGUUUAAAAGAAAAACUUGCAAAGCAGGAACAAGAACUUCAGAAUCUCAAGCGUAAAAAAGAUUCUGAAGUUGUGUUAACAGAAUGGGCUGAGAAAGAAAGGUUUGAGUCAAAAGAUCUGUGUCUUAGCAAAGACACAGAGAUCUGGGCUGAUGGAAACGAUAUCGAAGAGGCUGUUUACCUGAGCGAAAUCGAUGAUCUAAAGCACACAUUUCAGAAGGUGAUCAAAUCAUUCAGUAGAACCUUAGAUGGCAAAUUAUAUUCCACAAGAAUAGUCCCAUACUAUGCUCACCUCCCAACAGGCGGCGAUUACAAACGUUUUUCUAAUGACAUCAUUAACCAAUUGGUACCCAAGGAUUUUGCUAGUCAGGAAGAGUUCUUAUUUCAGCUAGGUUUGCUGAGAAUCUUUUAACAAUUAAAGGGAAUUCGAAUUUGCUGCUGAAAAUCGUAGUCAUCGCUAUAGUACUUGGCGAUAUUUAGCGACUCUUCUUUUUAUUGCUUGAGUAAUGUGCUCAAAAAUUAAGCGUCGCUGAGUUUAUACCACGUAUUUUCGCCUGAAUUAACGUUGCAAAAACGGAACAUUUCGGCUGUUGAAAUCCCUGCUGAUUGCAAGGAUUCUUACGGCAUAUUUAAUUAGCAUUGUGGAUUUGUCGUCCAAGUCCACGGUUUGGUAAUUUUGGUAAGAGAAGAUCAUGAGAAAUAAAAUUUAGAAAACAACAAGAAAUAAGAGAUCUUAUUGGUAAAAGUAUCCUGGUUUCAGUAAUGAGUUUUUGAUGAUGACUUAAUUGCUAUGCUUCGUUUUCCGUGUUGAAAAGUAACUCUUUAAAUUUAAGUAGUGAGCAACAAUGCGAACUGUUGAAGUUAACUUGUUUAAUGUUUCGAUGCUUUUCAUCUUACUGUCGUACACCUCAUAGAGAGGUUUAAAAGCAAUUAUAACAUAACCAAAGUAAAGCCGCGCUCUGAUUGGUCAAUUCAGCGUCCGCGUUCACCAUUUGCCCAUGGUGACGUGAGCAAAUGCAAAGACCAGUUUUCUGCGCGCUUGUCUUUUCUGGUCACAUAAGAUUUGUUAAAUGAAAGAAAACUCUUUUGGUACAAUGUAUCAAUGUUAUGUUAUAAAA